Tribolium castaneum (red flour beetle) is the source of this 1629-nucleotide messenger RNA. RefSeq names its product Lachesin (gene Lac). The record is from RefSeq and is a predicted model, not a curated record. The coding region runs from base 96 to 1190 and encodes 364 amino acids. Gene Ontology annotation, cellular component: neuron projection. Lineage: Eukaryota; Metazoa; Arthropoda; Insecta; Coleoptera; Tenebrionidae. The transcript is spliced from 6 exons.
UUUGGGGCAGUUUCAGUCAAGUUUUGGCGAAAUUUGGCCCAAAACUUGGUAAAUGGGCGCGCCGCCACUGACUUUGAGCAGGUGUGGUGACCAAGAUGGCGUCGGUGCAAACAACAGUUUUGUUAGUUUUAGGUGUUUUUAUAGAAAUUUGUUUGGCACAAAGGUCCCCCACGAUAUCGUACAUAACUCAAACUCAGAUUAAGGAUAUUGGGGGCACAGUGGAAUUAUCAUGUUCGGUUCAAUACACGAACGAUUAUCCAGUGAUCUGGAUGAAGAUCGAUCCCAGGUCGAACGCCAACAGUUUGCCCAUUUCCACCGGAAGUACGCUAAUUCUGCACGAAUCCCGAUAUUCGCUGCGUUAUGACGAGGCGAGUUCGACUUAUACGCUACAAAUUAAAGACAUUCAAGAAACCGACGCUGGUUUCUACCAUUGUCAAAUCAUAAUUUCGCCAAGUAAUAGGGUCUCAGCUGAGGUGGAAUUACAAGUACGGCGCCCCCCUUUCAUUUCCGACAAUUCGACGCGAUCGGUUGUCGUAUCAGAGGGACAAGCCGUCCAGAUGGAGUGCUACGCCGGGGGUUACCCGCCGCCGAGAAUCUCAUGGCGUCGUGAAAACAACGCCAUUUUGCCCACUGGUGGCUCCAUCUACCGUGGCAACGUGAUGAAAAUCAAACAAAUAAAAAAAGAAGAUCGUGGCACAUAUUAUUGCGUCGCUGAGAAUGGCGUUGGCCGAGGGACGAAACGUAACAUUGCCGUCGAAGUGGAAUUUGCGCCGGUUGUGACCGUGCCUCGGCCACGCCUCGGUCAAGCCCUCCAAUACGACAUGGAUUUGGAGUGUCACGUGGAGGCGUAUCCCCCGCCUGCUUUGACCUGGGUCAAGGACGAAGUCGCAUUAUCCAAUAACCAACAUUACAGUAUUUCGCAUUUCGCAACAGCGGACGAAUUCACCGACACGACUUUACGUGUGAUAACGAUUGAGAAACGCCAGUAUGGGCAGUAUAUUUGUAAAGCGUCGAACAAAUUGGGCUCGGCAGAGGGCGUGGUCGAGUUGUUUGAGUCCAUCAUUCCUGUGUGUCCUCCUGCUUGCGGUCAGGCAAGGUAUGGUGAUGCGGCCACAUUGUCGACAAGUACCGCAGCUAUAUGUUUGACGUUACUGUUCGUCUUGUUUCGAGAUUUCCACGCCCAACAUUAAUUAUCCAGGCCUUGUGUGGUUGAAUACGAGUCCAAGGCCAACUUGCAACGCCGUCUUAAUUACGAUUACAAUUCUCACAACGACUCUGUUGCAUUUCUUUUGUUUGUUUUAGUGAGUUUUAUUAGAAAGGACCAAAAAACAGUGACAGCAAUAUUUAAUCGAUAGUGUUAAGGUUUUUUACACGACUUUUUGAUACAGUUAAUUCCAUUUUUUAUGUAUAUUUUUGACACGCUCUGUAUAUUUUUUGAAAUUCUUUUACAAGAUAUUGUAAAUGAUUUAUUUUUUUAAUUUAAUUUUUUUUAUAGCACGGUUGUGCGUAGUCUAAGGCCUAAUUGUUUCUUGCUAGCAACAGCUCUAGUCAACAAAUGACAGCUGUUUUUGGCAACAACGUCAAAUUUUAUUUGUCCAAUUCGUCCAUUAAAUUAAUUUUUUUGUCAAA